AUGAACGAAUACCGUAUUGUGGAGAAGUUGGCGACAGGAAGCUUUGGCGUGAUCUUUAAAGUACGUCGUGUAAAAGAUAAUAGUAUCUUUGUCAUGAAACGCAUUGCUCUCACUGACCUUGACGAAAAACAACGACAGGAUGCGGCACAAGAAAUACGGGUGAUGACUCAUCUUCACCACCCUUUUAUUGUUGCCCAGCGUGAUGCAUUUAUAUUCAAUAGUGAUAGUCUUUGUAUCGUUAUGGAUUAUUACGAUGGUGGUGAUCUUGAUGCUCUCAUUACGCGACAACGCGAAAAGGAUGAGUAUUUGCCUAUGGAUCUUGUUAUGACGUGGUUUGCCAGUAUGUGUUUAGCAAUUCAAUACCUCCACACAAUGCGUAUCGUUCAUCGCGACCUCAAGACCCACAAUGUUUUUCUCGAUCUUGAGACCAAGGAAGUGGCUAUUGGUGAUUUUGGUGUAGCAGAAUUUUUAGACGCGCCUCCAUCGUCGCAGCCACCCCUCAUAAGACGGCGCGAUAGCGAUUCAAACACAGAUGGUUCCCGUAGUAGAACCCCCAGCUGCUGCAGCAAUAGAGGUAGCAAUAGUAAUAGUGUAGCUGCCGCUGCUGCUGCUGCUGCUGCCGCCGCUGCUGUUGCUGGUGGAGGAAAUGGAGUGAAUGGCAUUUUCGGCGGUGGUGUGCGGGGGACACUUCUGUACAUGGCGCCGGAGGCCCUCGAGAGCGGCGUCUGCAGCCCGAGCUCCGACGUCUGGUCGCUUGGUUGCAUUUUGUAUGAAUUGUUGAGUCUCCGGCAUCCGUUCGAGUCGCGGGAUAUUGCGGCGUUGAUGGUGCGGGUGUUGGCGGGGGCACGGGAGCCGCUGCCGGCGCAUUAUCCCGCUGAGGUGCGGGAGUUGGUCGAUCGCAUGUUGGCGCUGGACCCGCAGCGGCGGCCGAGUUGCGAGGAGAUCCUCCGCAGCCCGGCGGUGUGCGGCUACGCGCGAAGAGUCACAGCCCAGCGUGUGAUGAAGGAGCCGCAGGACUCACCUGUUCACCGUACGUGGGAAAUGCAGAAACAGCAAUUCGGCAUAAACAGCAAUGACAAGGGCAAUAGUUCCUGUAAUGAUAAUGGUGGUAAUAGUAAUAAGGAUUAUCACAAUGCCCCACUACCACAAGCGACGAAGCCGUUGAUACCACCAUCGCAGGAGCGGGAGACGGCGGAACUGCAGGCGAAGCAAAUCGUUGUUCCCACACCGCAGUCGGAGCCACCACUUUCACCUGGAAAUCUUGGAUUUGGAGACGGUACGAAUCAGUCACGAACACAUUUGUUAUCAUCAUUGAAACCUCGUGAUGAUGAUAGUAAUGGUUUCUCCUCAUACGCCGUUAGGCAUUGUAGUACUCCAUUUGGUGAUGAAAAAGGUAAUUUGAUUGAAAGGGAUUCAUUUGGAAAUGAUCAACUCCGCCGUACAUUACCAUUGUAUGCUGGUAAUGUGGAGGAUAUGCGGUACAAGCCACUAGCAUGUAUCGAGGAAGAAGUAAGGCGUUACCGUCAUCUUGUGCAAAGUGAGAUGAGAACCCAAAAACAGCAACGUGAUGCAGCAAUGCUCAAGAAGAAAUUUGACAUUGAUGUAACCGUCCCAACACCCUACCGUGCAAGCAGUGUAUAUUUAGGGAAUUCACCUACAGAAGUAAUGACACCCGAACUUUUUCUUGCCUCUCAGAUAUUAGCAAAGAAUACACAACUCUCAAAUCCUUUAAAAACAGGUGUUCAUGUAAAUGGCAGUAGUAGUACUAAAAAUGAGAACUACCCACAUGAAAACCUUGAAGCCUCAUUGGUAGAACAACGGCGAAACUGUGUUGACAGUGCUAUACAGGUCCUCGGUGGUGACACUUUUCUUACCGUGUAUAACUAUUACAAAAGUGUCGAAGUGGCCAACCGUGAUGUGGCGCGAGUGAUGCAGAUGGUACCAGUUCGUUCUCGAUGGCAUAUACUUCCAGUAGUUGAGGAUGUUGUCGUGAUUGAACGUUUGCUAGAACAGAUAAAAAUUGUCACGGGUUCGCCUUGA
Messenger RNA from Trypanosoma theileri, 2040 nucleotides. Its product is annotated as serine/threonine protein kinase. NCBI's taxonomy places the organism in Eukaryota, Euglenozoa, Kinetoplastea, Trypanosomatida, Trypanosomatidae. The transcript has a single exon. The record is from RefSeq and is a predicted model, not a curated record. Gene Ontology annotation, molecular function: ATP binding; protein kinase activity. Bases 1 to 2040 code for a protein of 679 amino acids. Gene Ontology annotation, biological process: protein phosphorylation.